AUGUUCCUCCGUCAGCAAGUUCGUUCUCUUCACGCUACUGCCAGGAGACUGGAUCUAUCCAGAAUGACCAUUGUUGGUCGUGUGGGCAGCGAAUUCACCGAAUUUACCUCCAAGAACGAUAGCGAAAGACGUUACGUCAAGUACAGCAUCGCUUCUCAACCAAGAAGAGACGGGCCAACCAACUGGUACAACGUUACAGUGUUCAAUGAACCCCACAUCAACUUUCUAACUCAAUACGUGAGAAAAGGUGCCUUAGUGUACGUUGAAGCGGAUGCUUCACAAUAUUCGUUUGAAAGAGAAGAUGGCUCCAAGGGAACUUCGCUAAAUUUGGUCCAGAGGGACUUUAACUUGCUACGUAAUGGUAAAAUGGAGGAAACUGAGUCUGAAGCUGCCGAGUAA
Messenger RNA from Torulaspora delbrueckii, 399 nucleotides. It is a transcript of the gene RIM1, whose product is annotated as Rim1p. The record is from RefSeq and is a predicted model, not a curated record. The transcript has a single exon. Lineage: Eukaryota; Fungi; Ascomycota; Saccharomycetes; Saccharomycetales; Saccharomycetaceae. Gene Ontology annotation, molecular function: single-stranded DNA binding. The coding region runs from base 1 to 399 and encodes 132 amino acids. Gene Ontology annotation, biological process: positive regulation of helicase activity; mitochondrial DNA replication. Gene Ontology annotation, cellular component: mitochondrial nucleoid.